AUGAAGCAGCAGCACGGUGCCCGAGACUCGGACGUGCGACUGUGCCAGUGCCCGGAGCGCUCAGCGCGCCGGGCGGGCGGGUGCCCCAGGCAGAAGAGUGGCAGCGCGGUGCCACCCGCACGGGCGGAGAAGCCUCCUCUGGAGCAGCUCUACCAGCAGGGCCCACUUCUGGGCAGCGGCAGCUGCGGCAGCGUUUACUCCGGGACCCGGCUCGCCGACGGCGCCCUGAUGGCCAUCAAGCGAGUGUCCCGGGAGCGCAUCUCGGAGUGGGCGCGGCUGCGCAAGGGCGCCCUUGUGCCCCUGGAGCUGGCGCUGCUGUGGAUGGUGUCGCGGCCUGGCUUCCGCGGCGUCGUGCGGCUCCUGGACUGGUUCGAGGUGCCCGAGGGCUUCGCGCUGGUCAUGGAGCGUCUGCAGCGCUGUCAGGACCUCUGGUACUUCCUGCACGAGCAGCGCUUCCUGACGGAGCCCGUGGUGCAGGGACUGUUCCGCCAGGUGCUGGAGGCCGUGCGGCACUGCAGCAGCCGCGGCGUCCUGCACCGCGACAUCAAGGCCGAGAAUGUCCUCGUCGACCUGGCCACGGGCGAGGCCAAGCUCAUCGACUUCGGCUGCGGCACGAUCCUCCAGGACACAAUCUACACCCGGAUGUCAGGAACGCCGGAGUACAGCCCACCGGAGUGGAUCCUCUUUGGCUGCUACCAUGGCCAGCCAGCCACUAUCUGGUCCCUGGGCAUCCUGCUCUAUGAGCUGGUCUGCGGGCACCUUCCUUUCCACACCAAUGGGGACAUCAUCCAGGGCCAGCUCAUCUUCCCGCCCCGGGUGUCUCAAGGUCUUGUUUUGAAUUGA
Agelaius phoeniceus (red-winged blackbird) is the source of this 843-nucleotide messenger RNA. NCBI's taxonomy places the organism in Eukaryota, Metazoa, Chordata, Aves, Passeriformes, Icteridae. The record is from RefSeq and is a predicted model, not a curated record.